This is a messenger RNA of Ascochyta rabiei, 5154 nucleotides long. RefSeq lists its product as uncharacterized. The coding region runs from base 1 to 5154 and encodes 1717 amino acids. The record is from RefSeq and is a predicted model, not a curated record. NCBI's taxonomy places the organism in Eukaryota, Fungi, Ascomycota, Dothideomycetes, Pleosporales, Didymellaceae. The transcript is spliced from 3 exons.
AUGGCUGCGGAGCGAUCGAGCACCUCCGCUAGCGACGCGGCGGGCAACAGAGGUCCAGCUGCAAAUGUCCCAAGGGUGCCCGCCAGCCCCCAGCAGCACGCGCUGCCCCCGCCGUCGUCGCCGUCGUCGGUCGUCCGCCGCAAGAUGGCCUCGCAUGCCUCGUCUGCCGCGAAGAAGGAGCCUGUGCCACCACGGCGCCCUGCCGCAGCGAGCAGCAGCACCGCCAGCACCGCCAGCACCACCACCACCACCACCACCACCACGGCCUCGGCGAGUGCCCGCCGCCCAGCCACAACAACAACAACAGCAGCAGCAGCAACCACGCGCCCGCCGUCCAGCGCGUCCAAGGCCCUCGCCGGCUCGACGUCGCGCCUCGCGCCCACGGGCUCCAGCCUGAACAAGCCGCCGACACGGGCAGCCGCCAGCACAACAGCCCGGCGCACGCCUCUGAGCUCCCAGCCCGCCGCGCCGCCCGACGCAGAGCCAGCGCUGUCCUCGCUGGCCUCGCUGGCCUCGCUGACUCCGCCGGACGAGAAGCGCAGGCCCGCGGUGCGCAGGACCCUGGGAGGGCCCCCGUCAGACCGCCGCUCGACAAUCGCUCCUGCCACCGCCGCCGCUGCAAAGCGCCCCUCGACGACCUCACGGCCCAGUGCAGACAAGACGGCCACGCGCGCCACACCACGUGCCUCUCUUGCAUCGGCUUCGGCUUCGGCUUCGUCAACGUCGACAGCAAAGCCGGCCACCGUGGCACGCCCUACCACCGCUGCACGCACCCCUCACCACACCAUCCCCAAGGCGCCCGUCUCGAUCAUCACCCCCAAGACGCCCGUCGCACACGCAAAGAAGCUCUCCAUCACCUCAGCCCCCUCGCCCUCCAAGCCAGCCGUCGCAAACGCCCUCACGUACAGCCCCAUCGACGUUCCCCCGAGGAGCUAUGGCCCACUCAAGGACAAAGCUGCCUCCGAUGCCGAAGUCGAAGUCAACAAGACCAUCCCCUUUGGCCCCCUCAAGCCCGGCCUGCUCAAGCUCGCCGACGACGACAGACGGCCCGGCACCGCGCCCAGUGGGCCUGCAGAGGUCGACGAGGAGAGCAAGCGACGCAGCCUAGCCGUCAUGCAGGAUUUUUUCAAAGAGACCAGUCUACGCGAGAAGCUCCAGGAACAGUGCGACGACCUCAACCGCGAAGUCGACCGCCUGCACACCACAAACACAAGGCUGAAGAAGCAGCUCGUCGAUGCCCAGACCGCCGUCGCCCAAAAGGACACGGCUGUCGCUGCCGUUGGCCCCGCUGGAGACGCACCCGGCUGGGACGAGAACAAGCACAACACAAUCGUCAAUGGCAUGGAGAAGAAGUUUGCCCUCGAGACCAAGCUGCUGGAAGAGCAGAAACAGAAGCUGAGGGAGGAGAAGAGGAUCGCCCAGGAAAAGGAAGCCGUCGAGGCUGCCAAAGCUGCCGAGCUCCAGCAGGUCCUCGACGAUCUCAACGUCGAGCUCGAACGCCAAGGCCGCGAAUGGGAUGCCGAGAAGCUGCAGCUCGUGGAGCAGGGCGCUAAGAUCGAGGCGCUCACCAACGAGGUCACGAGCCUGAGAGAGGAACGCGACACGCUUUCAGCCAAUCUGGCCACCGCCAACAGUACCCUUGCAAGCCUGCAGACGAAACUGUCCGAGCUGCAAAAGACCCAGUCUGACCAACUACGCGCCCGAGACGGAAAGAUCGAUACCCUGACCAAGACGGUGGAGACGCUGCGAUCAGAGGUCACGGCGGCCGAACAACGCCACAACGAUGCGUCAGAAGAAGCCAAGCGGUCCCUCGAGUCCAAGUCUUCGGAAUCAUCGGCCGUCGUGGACGAGCUACAGGCCAAGCUCGCCUCGUUACAGCAACAACACACAGACGAGCUUCGUCUGAAGGACGAGGCAAUUGCGUCCCACAUGCAGACCGAGAAGGAGCUGCAAGAUGACCUCGCAAAGCUCCAGCAGCGCGCCGACCAGACCACUGCGGACCUGGAGAGCGAACGCACUGCACAUGUCGAGCAUGUGCAGGCUAAGAUUGCUGAGAUACAACAGAGCAGCCAGAACGAAUUGAGCGCCAAAGAGGCGGACAUCUCCGGCCAUCUCAAGUCCAUCCAGGACCUGCAGAACCAGAUCACAUCGCUGCAACAGGGAGAAUCGGAUGGCGCCAGAAUCUCACAAGAGCUGAACAAGCAGAUCGAAGAGCUCAAAGCAGCACACGACAAGGCGAUUCAGCUCAAGACGGAACAGAACGAGGAGCUCGUUCAGCAGUUAGAAGCCAUCAACGAUCAACUCAGCUCAGAUGCUAGCGAGAUCGAGCAGCUAAAAGAAGAAGCGGAUGGCCUUCGUAAGACCGUCGAAUCACUCGAACAAACCUCCCGGCAAGACAGCACCCAACACGCCACUGCCCUCGCCAACUUGCUAACCGAGCUGGGUGAUGUCAAGAAGAAAGCAGAAUCGUACAAGGCUGACCUGGACACCGCUAAAGACCGGCACAGACAGGAUCUUCGCGUCCUCGGCGAGGAUCACGAAGGUGAAAUCGACUCCCUGCGUGCCGAUCUCGAGGGUGACGCGAAAAAGCGUCUCGACAAGCUCCAAGCCGAGUACGAUGCUCUCGUCGCCGAGAAGAACGCUGUGUUGGAAGGCCACGAGAAGACUCUAGCGGAACGAACCAAGGAGUUGGACGAAGCGAAGACGGAGCUCACUACGGCAAAGGAACGCUCCGGUUCGACCUCGCAAGGUCUCGACGAGGCGAUCGCGAAGCACAAGCAAGUGCAGGACGAGAAGGCUGCUCUUACCGAAGCCCACUUCACUGCACAGAAGCAGAUCGCCGGGCUGCAGGCACGCGUCGAAGCUCUGACGGAAGAGAACGCGCUGAUUGAAGACCUCCAGGCGCGAAUAGACGCUUCGACAGAAGACCAGCAGGCUGCGAAUGAGGCGCUUGCCGUGUCGGAAAAGUCGUUUAUUGAUCUCCAGGCUAAGCUCGACAGUCUCAUCCAGGAAAAGCAAGGCGCUGAAGAUGAACGCGCCAAGAUCGAGGCUGAACUCAAGGCCUCCGUCCAAGAUAAGCAAGCCCUCGAAGAACAGCGCACAGACCUGGAAAAGUCCGUCGCCGACCUUCAAGCUCGCCACGAUUCGCUCGCACAAGACAAAACCGCGAUGGAGGAGUCGCACGCUCGGACCAUCGAUGCUUUGAAGCAAGACUCUGAGAGCGCGAUGAAGCGAGGUCUCAGCGAGUUACAGUCAAAGUAUGACGCUCUCCUCGACGAGAGGAACAGCCUCGAAAGCGCCCACACGACAGAGCUUGGGGAUCUUCAGACAAAACUCGACGCUCUCUCCAAACAGCUCGUGGAUGCUGAGAAGAAGAACGAAGACAGCCUUGCAGAGCAUGCAGCAGCGGAAGACGCUUAUGCCAAGGCGCUCGACAAGGCUCUCGAGACGCAACGCGCUGAAAUUGAGCAGAAACAUGUCGCAUUGAUCGAAGAAAUCCAAUCUGAGGCCAACAGGCUUCAGCAGGAGAGGUCUGCAGCUCUUACAGCGAAGCAGUCUGUCCUCGACGAGCUGGACGCUCUCAAGAGUGAGCUACACGGACAGAUUGACAACCUCAAGCGUGAGCUUGCAGAGAAGGAAGAGAUUGAUUCGGCCGGUCUGUCCGAGGUUAGCAGAAAAUACGAGACGUUGCUAGCCGAGCAAGCUACAGCCGACAAGGAAGCCCAUGAAGCCACUCUUGAAGAGCUGCGAGAUUCCUUGAGGAACGAGCAUGAGCGCGCCAUGGAGGAGAUCUACACUGAGCUCGAAACCCUGAAGGACGAGUUGGCAUCGAAAGAGAAGGCCGACUCGGCUGGCUUAGCCGAAGUGGCAGAGAAAUACGAGUCCCUCCUGGCCGAGCAAUCUGCCGCCGACAAGAGGGACCACGAGGCGACGAUGGCCCUGUUCAGAGACUCUGCGGACACUGAUCUCAACGAAGCCAAGGAGCGAUACGAGGCUCUUCUUGUGGAGAAGGACUCAUUGAAGGACGAGUACGAGCGCGCAAAAGAGGAGGCUUAUGCGGAGGUGGACCAACUCAAACGAGAGCUGACAACCAAGGCGCAGUCUGCAGCUGAUGGCCUUGCCGAGGCGACUCAUAAGUACGAAGCUCUUCUCGCGGAAAAGACUGCUGCCGAAGAAGCGCACGAGGCCACGCUCACCAGCUUGAAGCAGUCGCUCGAGAACGAACGUGAACACGCCGUUGCGGAGCUUCGAUCCGAGAACAGCGUGUUGCAGGAGAAGUUUGCAAAUAUAGAUGCAGAGCAUCAGGAGACCCUUUCCUGUUUACAAGAAGAACUCGAAGCUCGUCAUGCGCUCAAUUCUGAGAGCUUGCGACGACAGCUUGAGGACGCUCAGAAGCAGCACGCCGAUGCUACUGGGCAGAUGAUCAAGGCACACGAGGAUGCUAUAGCAGAGAUGAUGGCUGGUGUGCAGAACAGCGCGGCAGAUACCGUCCAGCAAUUGCAGAAGAAGCACGAUGCUCUAGAGGCACAGAUAGAAGCCGCAAAAGCCAGUCACGCCGCUGAUAUCGCGGCCAUUCAGCAGGAGAGCAAUGAGCAACAGACUUUGUACAAGACUCUGCAGUCACAACACGACAAGGCAGUUGCGGAACUCGAGGCUUCUUCUGAGGAUGUUAAGCGACUCCAGGACACGAUUGAAGCGAUCGAGGCUGAACGAGACCGAGCCCACAAGGCUGUGGUGGAAGCGGAAGAUCGCAUCGAGACCUUCAAGGGUGAAGUCGUUAGGAAGCACCUCGCCCGCGUCGAGCCUCUGAAGAAAGAAAACACGGCUCUCCUCGACAAAAUCGACCGCCUGCAGGACAUGCUCGCAGCCGGUGAUAGAAUUGCCCGCGCCGCCGCCAGCAUGGGCGAGAAGCGCAACAUGACGACCCUGGAAGAAGAGUCCGGGGAGGAGCAGAACAGUUCAGCAUCGGCUGUUUCUGGCGCUUCAGCCCCUCGUGAACAGCGUGCAGGCCCUCUCUUGAAUGGCGCUGCCAAAGACGUUGUCGGUACCCAGUUGGCCGCCAUGCAAGAGACUCUUUCGCAGCUCAGUGCGCUGAACAACGAUGCCAUUACCGAGAGCAAAAGGACAGCCCGGAAGCUCAUAAAGCGUGACUAG